This is a messenger RNA of Trichoderma virens Gv29-8, 825 nucleotides long. RefSeq lists its product as uncharacterized. Lineage: Eukaryota; Fungi; Ascomycota; Sordariomycetes; Hypocreales; Hypocreaceae. The record is from RefSeq and is a predicted model, not a curated record. The coding region runs from base 1 to 825 and encodes 274 amino acids. Gene Ontology annotation, molecular function: oxidoreductase activity. The transcript has 2 exons.
AUGAGCUCCAUCAAAAAUGUAACAAUUGCCGGUGCAACUGGCUACCUGGGACCUGCAGUCGUCAAGGCUGUGAAAGAAGCCGGGUUCAAUGUUACUAUUCUUUUACGAGCAUCGAAUUCCUCUGAAGUUACGUUUGACGGCGUCAAAAUCGCAAGAAUAGACUACGGAUCCCUUGAUUCUCUGGUUGAUGCCCUCAAAGGCCAGGAUGCCGUUGUGUCAGCCAUGAACCACUUGUAUUUUGACGAACAAAAGGCUCUUGUUGAGGCCUCAGACAAAGCUGGUGUCAAGAGGUUUCUUCCUUCGGAAUAUGGUCUGGAUGUGAGCAUCCCAGCAGUUCGAGCAGUUCCCUACCUACGCGCCAAGGGUCUUAUUCAGGAUUUGCUCAAAAAAUCGAGCAUGACAUAUACAGUCUUAUAUACUGGGCCGUUCCUUGAAUGGGGCCUCGAUAACUUCUUUGUUGACUACAGAAAUGCAGUAGCCAACGUAUGGAACGGAGGUGAUAUUUCUGUCGGUAUAUCAACUCUUGCAGACGUUGGUCGAGCCGUUGUCAACAGCUUACUCCAUUCCGAAGAGACGGAAAACAAAGCACUUUACACAAGCUCCGCUAUGACAACACAAAAUGAGAUCUUGUCUGCUAUCCAGGAAGCUGACAAGGAGGGGAGAUCUAUGGAGUUUGAGGUGGUGCGAGACUUUCUUGGUUCUACUAUUUAUGGGCUCGAGGUUGAGGCUGGAGUCCCAUAUGGCAGAGAUAACGCUUUGCUCGGAAUCAAGAUGGUAACUCCAGAGGAAUUGAGGCAGCUGGUUAUUAACCAUGUUAGGGAAUAG